Molecule: messenger RNA, 771 nt
Organism: Eleginops maclovinus (Patagonian blennie)
Lineage: Eukaryota; Metazoa; Chordata; Actinopteri; Perciformes; Eleginopidae
Product: guanylate cyclase activator 2B-like
Exons: 3
Coding region: 84-413 (109 amino acids)
Cellular component (GO): extracellular region
Molecular function (GO): guanylate cyclase activator activity
Source: RefSeq, a predicted model, not a curated record
UCCCUAUAAGAGGCCGAGCAGACAUCCAGAGACCACAGAAGAAUCUCUCCUCUGAACUGAGAAGCAUCUUGCAUCAUCUGAAAAUGAGAGUGUUCAGUGUCGUCCUUGUUUUGGUGCUGUGUGUGUGCAGUGGAGCUGUAGGUGUGCAGGUUAAAGUUGGAAACAGGAUCUUCCCCUUGGAGGCAGUGAAGCAGCUGAAUGAACUGAUGGAUUUUGAUGAAGAUGUGAGCCCUCACCUCUCUGAGAAAAGCGUGGUAGCUGCUUGCGCUAAUCCUGUCCUGCCUCAAGUCUUUCGGCCAGUGUGUCAAGGGAAAGGGACAGGCAUCAUUUUCUCCGAACUAGCCUCUAUCAUGGUGUCUAGCGAUCCUUGUGAGAUAUGUGUCAACCCCUCCUGCUUUGGGUGUCUGAACUGAGGCUGCCAUCUGCUAGAAACACACACACGUCGGACAGAGAGCCUCUGAGGCCUUCAUCCAACAUCCUUCUUUUAUAUUUAUAUGUAUAAGGCAACCAUGGACAUCGGCAAAACCGUCCUGUCACCUAGCAACCAACCCUGGUGCUCACUGGUCGACAUAACCAUUUUGAAUUGAAAUUUAGGCUUAUUAAAACAUUUACAAUUCUCAUUCUCACCAUUUUUACACGUGUUGGUGAUGUUCACAAGUAAAAUGGAAAGCAGAUGUCUUGGAGUAUUUUAAUAGUACUUUAUUGUCUUCUUAUUGAACUUUUAAUUUAUUGAGUGUGUAGCUUCUUGAUAAUAAAAAUGUGUAUUCUUUG